GUUUAGCUUCAGGAUCAGUUUUAGAGGGAUUUGAACAGCCGAUGUCGGCGCUGCCUACUAAGAGGCAAGGCUUCUCGAAAGUGUCGGCUUGCUCACCGCCUAAACCUUCAAGGCCACAAAACCCUAGACCCCACUCCGAUGGAGAAGGUGGGUCCUUCGGUUCAGCGUGCAGGACGUUUGGGGCUCGCGAGCGCAGCUGCAAAAGUCUGUGUCGCACGAUGGCUUCAGCUGUGUUGGGCGACGUGGUGUCUCAAUCUUAUCGCACAUGCAUUCAGCUGCUUACCCUUUAUGGAAACAUUGCCUUGUUGACCUUUCGUGCCAACGCAGUGAUGGCCAUGAGACGCCGCAAAGGAAGUGUGCCAUUGUUCUGCGCGAUUGCUGCAGCAGCUUGUUUCAGCUUGCCGCAGACGGACUUCACCCUGCUGCCAGAGCCCUUUCCGCAGAAGGCAUCCGCCCUCAGUGGCAGAGCGAAUCGCGCUGGAGGAGGCCAUUUCAUCGGACGCAGCUGGGCAAAGCCGGGGAGUUGCAGAAGACGGCCCAGCGCGCCACCGACCCAACUGAAUGCGUGGCCGCAGCUUCGAGCUGUGAUGCAAAGGGCAAUGCAUGCUGCGCCCAACAGGACAGCUGACAUUCGCGAUAUACGAGACUUUUCCCUGGCUGUUGCAGGCUUUGUGGUGUCUGGCCUAGGCUUUGUGGUGUCUGGCCUAGGCCUUGCAUUCACGUAUGCCUCCUCGGACUUUCGCAUGAAGCGUCUGGCCGUAAAGAAGUUCAUGGCACCCUAUGAGCCAGCCAAGUCUCCGGACGAGGUCGUCCCACGAAAGGUCGUAGAUGACAUCCAACAUAGGCUGAGCAGCUGGCGGCAGCAGUCCGACGCGACCAUCGUGAGUGGCCGCUACAAAUCCGGCAAGACUGUGGCCGUGGAAGAGGCCUUGCGCGGUGUUUGUGGUGUGUGGGCCUUCACGGUCGAGGUGGAAGACUGGAAGCCUGCCAUGUACCAAAUGCUUGGAGUGAAGGACGCGAACAUGUUUGCCGAGGUGCUUCGUCGUGUCCGCGCCAAGUUGCAAAAGAAGAAGUUUGCAAAGAACCUGACCCAAUAUCCCAUCCUGCUUCUGGACAUUCCUCGCGACACCAAAGGAGGUAAGGAGGAGGGGAUGAAGUUGGUUUCCACCACAGCGAAGGACAUGUCGAGUGAUUCACGCUACGCCGCAACGGCACAUGUGCUGGUGGCCGCCUCAUCUGCUGCCUCGGCUCUGGCGUUUGAUGCUGGCGGUCGCAGAUUCGACAUCUGGGUGGGCGACAUGACCGAGAAGGAGGCGAGUGAGUUGCUCAAGAUGCACGAGCACGAGUCGGCCGCGACAGCAAUCAUUGACAAUUGUGGCCGCCGCGCUGGUGAUUUGGUGGAUGCAUGCAGUAUGCUGAAGAGAGGAAUCAAUCUGAGCGACAUCAAGGUCGAUUUCCACAAUAUGGCAGAAAAAGACGUGGUGAACUUCAUGAGUCUUACACUUGAUGGAAAGCAGGUGGGUCAGCAGAUUUUAAUCGCACUGCUUCAGAGCGGAGGCGCAGGCAUUAAGGCAGUCAUCAAUACUACCGCCUAUGAGCCACGCAAAAUUGCAAAGCUCAUUCGUGAUGAGAACGCGCAUGCCAUCAUAUGGCAUCCUACAGAGAAGCUUUACAGGUUUGCUUCAAGCUUGCACGCGACAAUCGCCAAACAGAAGAUGCCCUGAAAAGCUUGCACGAGGAAGUUGCCUCAUGGUAGG
Messenger RNA from Effrenium voratum, 1757 nucleotides. The record is from the annotation of a GenBank genome assembly. Lineage: Eukaryota; Dinophyceae; Suessiales; Symbiodiniaceae.